Tinamus guttatus (white-throated tinamou) is the source of this 1472-nucleotide messenger RNA. Lineage: Eukaryota; Metazoa; Chordata; Aves; Tinamiformes; Tinamidae. The record is from RefSeq and is a predicted model, not a curated record.
AUGCAUUUAUAUAAGAGGAGGAUCUUCGGCUACAGCAAAACAGACGUGGGACAGUGCGGGAACCAGGUGGGCUGCCGCUUCUGGGACCUGGCGCUGCGCGAGCACGCGGCCAUUAACAAGAAGGGAAUUUAUGAUGAAGCAUUAAGCAGUUUCUUUAGGAAUGUGGAUACCAGAAGUGGUGGAGAUGGUCGUGAUAUUUCCAAAGGAAAAAUCUGCUCUUUAAAAGCACGAGCACUCUUGAUUGAUAUGGAGGAGGGUGUAGUAAAUGAAAUUCUGCAGGGCCCAUUGAGAGAUGUGUUUGAUAGCAAACAGCUUAUCACAGACGUUUCUGGAUCAGGAAACAACUGGGCUGUAGGUCACAAGCUGUAUGGCUGUCAAUACCAGGAAAAUAUUGUGGAAAAGCUGAGGAAAACUGCAGAACAUUGUGACUGCCUACAGUGCUUUUUUAUAAUUCAUUCUAUGGGAGGUGGGACAGGAUCUGGUCUUGGAACUUUUGUACUGAAUUUGCUUGAAGAUGAAUUCCCAGAAGUAUAUAGAUUUGUUACUUCAGUUUAUCCCUCUGGUGAAGAUGAUGUUAUUACUUCUCCAUACAAUAGUGUUCUGGCUAUGAAGGAACUUAAUGAGCAUGCAGAUUGUGUGCUACCAAUAGAGAAUGAAUCUUUGUUCGAUAUAGUUAAUAAAAUUCAGCAGAUGGUCAAUUCUGGAAAGCUAGGAUCAAUUGUGAAGCCAAACAGCUUGUUAACAUCAAGUGCAAGCAGUACAAAAACUGUACAGCAGAAGCCAUUUGAUGCUAUGAAUAACAUCAUAGCCAACUUGCUGCUGAAUCUUACAAGCUCUGCUAGGUUUGAGGGUUCACUUAACAUGGAUCUUAAUGAAAUCAGCAUGAAUUUGGUUCCCUUUCCUCGACUUCAUUACUUGGUUUCAAGCUUGACUCCUCUGUAUACUUUGGCUGAUGUUAAUGUACCUGCUAGAAGGUUGGAUCAGAUGUUUUCAGAUGCUUUUAGCAGAGAUCAUCAACUAAUUCAAGCAGAUCCGAAGCACAGUCUCUACCUUGCGUGUGCACUUCUUGUUAGAGGAAACGUUCAGGUUUCAGAUCUUCGCAGAAAUAUCGAAAGGUUGAAACCUUCCCUGAACUUUGUCUCGUGGAAUCAAGAAGGAUGGAAAACUGGCUUGUGUUCAGUACCUCCUGUGGGCCAUUCCCACUCACUUCUGGCUUUAGCAAACAACACCUGUGUGAAACCAACUUUUAUGGAACUCAAAGACAGAUUCAUGAGGCUCUACAAGAAAAAGGCUCAUCUUCAUCAUUAUCUGCAUAUAGACGGGAUGGAGCAAAGCUGCUUCUCUGAAGCCAUAUCGUCUUUGUCUGACCUAAUAGAAGAGUAUAAUGAACUGGAUGCCACAAAAAGUGGGCCUGGAAUAGAUCCAGCAAGACUGAAGAUAGCUGUGUAAAGAAGGAAAAACUGUUACUUUGC